GCAAAAGUCUUGCACAAUUGUAAUUCACUAAGUUCAGUGGCUCUGGUGUUUUAAUGGUGGGAAACUACAACUUCUGGAAUAAAUAGUAACACCACACGCCAAGAAGUGACAGCUCGUGUCUGUGCAAGUGGACGGUGUUACUGUGCCACCGCUCUGCCGGAGUGUCUGGAGAGAGGCGUGCUCUGAACUACGUCUCCCAGCAGCCCGCGCUGGCCGACUGAAGGAAGUGGUCAUGGUGGUUCUUCCUGAACUUUGGACGGAGAUUUUAAGCCUGAGAAGCGACGGUCUCCUGGCGGUGCUGUCUCACGCAGUUUCACACGACCCGUGUCUCGCCACAAGAAAGAUCCGCUGGGAUGGCAGUGCAGGUGUUGGUCCUGCCUUCCCCCAGGUGUCUGUUCGAUGACCCUAUGCAGAUCCGUGUGGAGGGUCUCCGGCCGCAGCAGGCGGUCACCCUUCGAGCCAGCCUGGUGGACGAGAGCGGGGAGCUUUUCCAAGCCCACGCUCACUACAGAGCUGAGAGCAGCGGAGAGCUGGACCUCAGCUGCUCCCCAGCUCUGGGGGGCAGCUAUUUGGGAGUGGAGCCGAUGGGACUGCUGUGGUCUCUGCGGUCUAAAACGCCCUAUAAGCGGCUAGCAAAGAGGAAUGUCCUGACCCCUUUCUCUGUGGACUUGGAAGUGUAUGAAGGCCAUGGGGACAUAAGCCGCUUGCUGGGUAAAUGCACCAACGAACGAUGGUUUUUAGGAGAGGGGGUGAAGAGGAUUUCAGUCAGAGAAGGUCGUCUGAAAGCAACCCUCUUCCUCCCUCCUGGACCUGGUCCGUUCCCUGGACUUAUUGAUUUGUAUGGAUCUGGAGGAGGUCUUGUUGAAUACAGAGCAAGUCUCCUGGCUAGCAGAGGCUUUGUGACUCUGGCUCUUGCUUACAUGGCCUUUGAAGAUAUCCCUACUACUCCAGAGGUUCUUGAACUGGGCUAUUUUGAGGAAGCUGUGAACUUUUUGCGGAAACAGCAGCAGGUGAAAGAUACCGGGAUUGGUGUUUUGGGCUUGUCUAAAGGAGCUGAUCUAGCCCUUUCCAUGGCCACAUUUCUACCUGGCAUCAAGGCAGCUGUCAGCAUAUCUGGAAGUGGUUUUAAUUCCUUCAUUCCCCUGAAGGGGAAUGGCUUCACUAUUCCUCCCCACCCAUAUAAUCUGGAGAGGAUGAAGAUCAGUGAUGAGUCUGGCCUAGUAGAUUUUUCAGAUGUCUUAGAUGAUCACAGGGACCCAACAACUUGGGAUUGUCGCAUUCCAGUGGAGAGGUCCUUAGCCAAGUUCCUGUUCUUGUCUGGACUGGAUGACACAAACUGGAAAAGUGACCUCUAUUGCCAGAAUGCUGUUCAGCGCCUUCAGCAGUGUGGACGGGAAGUGGAGUUUUACUCCUAUUCUGGAGCAGGGCACCUCUUGGAACCACCAUACUUGCCUCUGUGCCAGGCUUCUAUCCACAGAGUGCUUGGGAUGUUUGUGUGUUGGGGAGGGCAGUGGAGAGAGCAUGCUAAAGCCCAAGAAGAUGCCUGGCGCAGGAUACAGGCCUUUUUCAGGCAGCAUUUGAUGGACUCAGACAUCCCUAAGAGCAAGCUAUAGUGGAAGUUGUCAAAGAUGCUGACCAGGGUUGGUAUUUCAGUACUCACUAAAUCUUGGAAACUCAUCAAAAGUUUCCUGGACUGCCUUCCUCUAAACCCCACUGUUGCAUCAUUGUUUAUUUUCAUUCUCCUAAUAGUUUUCCACUUAGUUGAAUUUCCAUUUGGUUGAAUUUCGGUUGACUUCUGGCCACAGCUUCACUGUAUAUUGACACCAUCUGGUCUGCCUGUGUGCUGUAGUCUGACCUGGCAUCCCAUCAUGUAGAUUGCAUUUGUAAUGAGCUAUUUUUGCCCUCAAUCUGCAACCAUCUCUUUUCAUAAGAGGAAAUACUCUCACAGGAGUUUUCCACUGAAUUAUUUAGGAAUAUUAUUUCUAUAGGAAACUACCAUUAAAAAUAAAAAUGCUUUCUACCAGCAAAUCAACAAUGAGGUCACAGAUGCUUUCAUACAGUUGUCACGUUCAGCCAUCAGGUUCAAGGAAAACGGUGUUGAAACUAGAGGAUGAAGGGAGCUGACUGGUGACUCCAUUGACAGUGAUAGCACAUGGGACCUCUUUGUUUUUUUGUUCUGGAAUGAAAGCUUUGCUACCCAGUAAAAAGCCCUUUAUUUGUCAUUUGCAUGGAAGCUGGCAAGAAAGACUGAAAAAGCUGGUUUAGCUGAGCAGCUCUGUGCACAUAAUGGAAAAUAUUCCAACCAAUUCACUUUCACUGGAAAUACUUUUAAAAUGAAACUCAAAUUUGAAACUUAUCUUCAGGAAAUAGGAACUGGAGGCAGACUAAUAUAAAAUAAUUGGAAAUGGCUUAAUUUCAAUAAAAUGCUUCUCUCUGUUCUUGAGCAUGUUCUUAAGUAUUUUGCUGAAGACUUUGAUAUUUAGUGUUUCUUCUGCUGAAGAGAUGAUUUAGACAAAUAGGGCUAGAGGGCUAAGAUCACAUUCUUUUUCCAAGUUAAUAGCAAAAAUUCUACUAAUUGCAGCCUGUUGAGUCAGGGUGAUUUAUAUAGUUUCUCCAGGUCUACUGAACACAGACAACAUUAUUCAAGAACAAUGUGAAUUAUUUAAUUAAAGAUAAUAGACCUUUACCUGCAAGAGGUCCUCUGCCAAGCACAACUGAUAAAACUAAUAAAAAUUGGAUAGGAAAAGCUGGUCUUGUAAUCUGCUGUAACUGAAAAGUGCUUCAGAUAAAAUAGAGCAUCAAAGAACUAGCUUGAACCAAAAGAUCUCAUCUUGCUUCUUACAUAGUCAUUCCUUGUUUAGCACUGCGCACUACAUUUCUGUUAAGAGAAUGAGAAAAGCUUGUGACAAGUCUCUUCAGAAACUGAGAAUCUCCCUGCAUGUAAGUUGCUAUGAACAAGUUUAUUACAAGGGAACAGUACAUCUUGCGGUGCUCUUUUGGGGCAGGAUGAUUUCCCUAGCUAACUUGGAAUCAGGCAACAAUGGAGAGUGCUGAUUUGCAAAUGCGUUCUUAAAAUUUUCCAUCUUUGAUUUGGUACAACUUUUGGUCUCUUUACAUAGGAAGGAGACUAUCCCAAAAAGAAGAGAGGAGUGCAAAAAAGCAUGUCCUUGAAUGGAACAUGUCUGAACUCCUCUUUAGCCUUAUUGCUCAGAGCCCAUGGAACUAAAAUAAUCUGGGCGAAUGUGAUCUAAGUUAAAUGAAGCUUAUAUAGCUUAUUGUUUUUAAUUAGGUGUCCCUGAAGCAGCCCACAGACUGUGAGACCUUUGGACACAGCUUUUUGUAUCGCAGUGUAGAUGAUUCACUUUACACAGCUCCGUCCUCCUGGCCAAUCUACUCAGUAACCCUUUGUGAAAAGCUCCAGGGACUCCUGACAGUUUGGAAAUAUAUGGGCACCGCAUGGAGCAAUGUUCUCUGUACUUCUCAAGGCUUCUUGAAAAAGUUGUGGAGUUCUCUUCUCAUAGUUUGCCAUAUAUGUUGUAAGGCUGUGUAUAGCUCAGGAAGAAAAAAGUUCUUGAUGUUCUUUACUGAAGACCUGAAAGUACCAGGUCCAAUCAGGUAUGAGGUUGAACACAAGCAAAAACUGACCCUGAAGCAUUUUGAUACAUGUAGACGAAACUGCAGAAGAAAAGUAAUCAGAGUACCUGUAAGCAAGAAAUGAACCACAGGUACAGAAGACCUGAAACAUCUUUGGCAAAGUAGCUGCCUCUGCAGAAGUAGUGGGUAUUUGAGACUGCGGUGGGUUUUUAGUAGGGACUGUGCUGAACAAGGACAUUUCAGUGCAAAUGUGCUCCUGUAACACCAGUGGCUUCUUACUCAGGUGAAACAGUGUCUCUGGAUGGCUUCUGCAAGCAGGGUUAUUUCACAGCCACAGGACAGAAGAGAUGAAGUGGAAGAUGAGAAUAUACAUUGUGUGGUGUAAUUUAGAGGUGACUUUUCUCCAUUUCUUUUUUCUGUUUCCUGUGUGUGUUUGGAAGUCUAAAGGUUUAGAUGGUUUUUUUUAAUUCAAAACUUAGUUCUCUAAUACACUGCCAGAUCAUUUGUUAUCAAGCUGAGAGAUAAGACCAAUGUUUAAUGACAAAAUACAAAUAGUAAAAAUUUUUUUAUAGCAGUAUUUUGCUAAGAAAUUUAUAAUUCUACCAUUUCAGAAAAAAAAUCACUAUUCUGUACUUUUUAGUGCUCCAUAUACAUUAUUCAAAAAUGGAAUCUGAGCCAAAUGUAAUGUUAAGCACAGAGAAAGUGAUACUUUACAUUUGGCAAGAAGGAAGAUUAAUAUUUCCAAUGAACUAACACUCCUUGCAGCAUUUACUGCAAAAUAUCCCUGCUACUUUUCAUUGUCUAGGACAAAAACUAGAAAUGCUAAAAGAGUCUUAAAAAAUUGUCCAUGCAAAAUUUGCAUUAAACCUAAAAAUGUCUGGACCCUGACUUUAGAUAGCACUUAGAAAAAAAUAAUUAAGUGAGUUACAUUCUAUUUAUGUAGGAUUAUAUCUUUUCAGUGACUUCAGCCGCUGAACUUUCAACAUCUUGUGUUUAGACUGUAAAUCUAUGUUUGCAUUAAAGUCACUUCAGUGAAA
This is a messenger RNA of Pipra filicauda (Wire-tailed manakin), 4631 nucleotides long. Its product is annotated as acyl-coenzyme A thioesterase 1-like. Lineage: Eukaryota; Metazoa; Chordata; Aves; Passeriformes; Pipridae. Gene Ontology annotation, biological process: fatty acid metabolic process; acyl-CoA metabolic process. Bases 354 to 1613 code for a protein of 419 amino acids. The record is from RefSeq and is a predicted model, not a curated record. The transcript has 4 exons. Gene Ontology annotation, molecular function: fatty acyl-CoA hydrolase activity.